AUGGCCCCCGGCACCAAAAAGCCCGGCACAAAAACCCAACCCACACAGCCCGCGCAGCGCACAAUCUCCAGCUUCUUCACGCCCAAAGCCGCCCCCAAGAAGCCCAAGGAACCAUCACCAUCACCGCCACCAUCCCCCGAGCCAGAGGAAUCGCCAGAAGAAGACUCCGACAAAGACCCCGCCUACUCCGAGCCCGAGCCCGAAGCAGCACUCCCGGCCCCAACCCGCCCGAAUCCGCGCACCCGCACCCGCAGAGCACCAUUGAAGCGUGUGCUGCCCUCCGACGACGAUGACGACGGCAGCGACGGGCAAGUGGCUGCAGUGGAGGAGGCGGAGGCGGACGAUGAGAGGGAGUGUACGGUUCUUGUUGUGCCUGCUGCUGCUACGCCGGGGGGGAAGAAGGCGGUGUCGGCGAGGACGUCAAAGUACCGGUUUGGGUCUCGGAAGGACGAGGGGGGGGAGAGGAUGCAGGUUGAUGGAGAGGAGGAGGAGGAGGAGGAGGAGGACGGGGGGAGGAGGACGAGGCGGCGAAGAGACGGAAGGCGCAGCUGCAUCGGCGAAGGCGGCGAGGAGCAGGAAGAACCGCCGGAAGACGACUCAGACGACUCCCCAGGCCCCAUCGCAAAGAAAUUCGGCAAAGGCAGCAAGCCCACCACCGCCGGCGGAGCAAAAGGCAAAGGCAAAGCCCGCACAAAACUGACACCGCUCGAGCAGCAAGUCGUCGCCAUCAAGCGCCAGCACCCCGACACGCUCCUCCUCGUCGAGGUAGGCUACAAAUACCGCUUCUUCGGGUCCGACGCGCGCACCGCCAGCGCCGCCCUCAGCAUCAUGUGCAUACCCGGCAAGCUGCGCUUCGACGAGCACCCGUCCGAGGCACACCUGGAGCGCUUCGCGUCGGCGAGCAUCCCAGUGCCGCGCCUGCACGUGCACGUCAAGCGCCUUGUCGCCGCCGGCCACAAAGUCGGCAUCGUGCGGCAGCGCGAGACGGCCGCGCUGAAGGCCGCAGGCGAUAACAGGAACGCGCCGUUCGUGCGCGAGCUCGCGGAGCUUGGGAGCGGCAGCGCGCCGAAUACCGGGUAUCUGCUGUGCAUCACGGAGAAGCCUGGCGGCGGGACAGGCACGGACGAGAAGUCGCAUGUUGGGAUUGUGGCCGUGCAGCCGGCCACGGGCGACGUGAUCUACGACGAGUUUGACGACGGCUUCACGCGCAGCGAGAUCGAGACGCGGCUGCUGCACAUUGCGCCGUGCGAGCUGCUGGUGGUGGGGGAGCUCACGCGGGCCACAGAGAAGAUCGUCACGCACCUUGCGGGCAGCACGACGAGCGUGUUUGGCGACGCCGUGCGCAUCGAGCGGGUCCCGCGCAGCGAGAAGAAGGGUGCCGCCAUCGCGGACGCCAACGCGCACGUGGCGGCCUUCUACGCCGACAAGCUGAAGGCGCGGGGCGGGGCAGACGCGGAGGCGAAUAAGCGCCUGGACGAGGUGAUGGGGCUGUCGGACCUGGUGACGGUGUGUCUGUCGGCCAUGAUCACGCAUCUGGCGGCGUAUGGGCUCGAGCAUGUGUUUGACCUGACAAAGUACUUUGCGCCGUUCAGUGCGCGCAGCCAUAUGCACCUCAACGCAAACACGCUGGCCUCGCUCGAGAUCUACAGGAACCAGACGGACAACAGUACGCACGCGUCGCUGUUCUGGGCGCUCGACCGCACAAAGACGAAGCCGGGCCGGCGGCUGCUGCGGAAGUGGGUGGGGCGGCCGCUGUUGCAGCAGGAGGCGCUGGAGGCGCGGAUUGCCGCCGUCGAGGAGAUAUUGGCGGGGAGGAAUGGGAAGCUGGACCGCAUACGGGAGCUGCUGAGCCGUGUGGGGACGGACCUCGAGAAGGGGCUCAUCAGGAUCUACUAUGGCAAGUGCACGCGGCCCGAGCUGCUGUCGACGCUGCUGGCGCUGGAGAGGAUCGCGGGCGUGUUUGAGGCGGUGGAGAGCGCGGAGGAGGUGGGCUUUGGGAGUCGGCUGUUGAAUGAGGCCGUGGCGGCGCUGCCGAGGGUGAAGGGGGUGGUGGGGGAGUUCUUGGGGAUGCUGAACCAUCAGGCGGCGGCGAAGGAUGAUCGGUAUUCGUUCUUCAAGGACGAGAGCGGGUAUGAGGAUAUUGUGGAGUAUAAGCUGGGCAUCGCGGCGGUGGAGGCAGAGCUGAAGGAGCAACUCAAGGAGAUUGCAAAGACGCUGAAGAAGCCGAAGGCGACAUAUGUCUCGGUGUCUGGCGUGGAGUACCUCAUCGAAGUCCCCAACGACAAACCCUCCCUCUCCCUCGUCCCCGCCACCUGGGCAAAACUCAACGGCACCAAGCGCGUCUCCCGCUUCCACACGCCCACCACCACGCGCCUCCUUCGCGAACGCGACCAACACAAAGAAUCCCUCACCGCGGCCUGCAACACCGCCUACGCCUCCCUCCUCGGCCAAAUCGCCGCACACUACCACCCCCUCCGCGACACCCUCACCGCCCUCGCAACCCUCGACUGCCUCUUCUCCCUCGCCACCGUCGCCGCCCAACCAGGCUACUGCAAGCCCACCUUCACCACCACCCCCACCAUCAACCUCGUCGCCGCCCGCCACCCCAUGAUCGAGAAGCUCCUCUCCGCGCCGUACAUCCCCACCACCACCGCCCUCUCCACCGACGCCACGCGCGCACUCAUCAUCACAGGCCCCAACAUGGGCGGCAAGUCCUCCUACCUGCGCCUCCUCGCGCUCGUAACGAUAAUGGCGCAGAUCGGCUCGUAUGUGCCGGCGACCGAGGCGCGGCUGGGCAUCGUGGACGGCGUGUACACGCGCAUGGGCGCAAGGGAUAACAUGAUGAAUGCGGAGAGCACGUUCAUGGUGGAGCUGACGGAGACGGCGGCGAUCCUGCGGUGCGCCACGAGGCGGAGUCUGGUCGUGCUGGAUGAGCUUGGCAGGGGCACGAGUACGUGUGAUGGUGUGGCGAUUGCGGGCGCGGUGCUGGAGUAUGUGCUGGGUGUGGGGUGUCUGUGUCUGUUUGCGACGCAUUAUGCAGCGCUGGCGGGGAGGGCGGGGAAGGGGGAGGGCGUGGGGGCGAGGUAUAUGAAGUUUUCAGAGGCGGGCGGCGGCAGCGACGACAUCACGUUCCUCUACGAGCUCGGCGAGGGCGUGGCUACUCGUAGUUACGGGCUCAAUGUUGCGAGGCUCGCGGGGCUGCCGGAGAGGUGCUUGGCCGUGGCUAAGCAGAAGUCGGCGCUGUUGGAGGCGGAGAUGAAGGAGAGGGAGUGUAUGGGCUGGGCGAAAGCGGUGCUCGCGGCGGUGAACGGGGAGGGGUUCGAUGCGGAGAGGCUGCUGGGGGCGGUGGAGUAUUUGUAG
Messenger RNA from Morchella importuna, 3360 nucleotides. RefSeq lists its product as uncharacterized. The transcript is spliced from 8 exons. The record is from RefSeq and is a predicted model, not a curated record. The coding region runs from base 1 to 3360 and encodes 1119 amino acids. Gene Ontology annotation, molecular function: mismatched DNA binding; ATP binding; ATP-dependent DNA damage sensor activity. Gene Ontology annotation, biological process: mitotic recombination; mismatch repair. NCBI's taxonomy places the organism in Eukaryota, Fungi, Ascomycota, Pezizomycetes, Pezizales, Morchellaceae. Gene Ontology annotation, cellular component: nucleus.